UCUCCGCUCCCGGCCACGAAGAUUUUUCUCGGUGCAGUGAGUGCACGCGCUAGUCCAUUCCUCUGCGCGCGUGCUUCCGAGCUCGAUUGCUCGGCUGCUCCGAUCGCGAGCGCGGGCGUCGACCGGCCGAUGGCGGAGACGGUGGUGAGCAUGGCGCGGGCGCUGGUGGGCAUUGCCGUCAGCAAGGCCGCCUCCGCCGCCGCCGACGAGGCGAGCCUCCUGCUCGGCGUCCAGAAGGAGAUCUGGUACAUCAAGGACGAGUUAAAAACAAUUCAGGCAUUCCUGAGAGCUGCUGAAGUAGAGAAGAACAAAGAUGAGUUACUAAAGGUAUGGGCAGAGCAAGUACAAGAUCUGUCAUAUGACAUUGAAGAUUGUCUAGACGAGUUUAAAAUUCAUGUGAAAAGCCAAAGCCUGUCUGGCCAACUGCUGAAGCUUGGUGAUCGCCAUCGGAUUGCUGUUCGGAUUCGCAACCUCAAAUCAAGAGUUGAAGAAGUGAGCAACAGGAACACACGGUACAGCCUAAUAAAGACCACUUCCUCUAGCAGCGCAGAUGAGAGGGAUUCUUACAUGGAAGACAUUCGCAACCAAUCAGCUAACAACAUAGAUGAGUCAGAACUUGUAGGCUUUGCCACUCCUAAAAUGGAGUUGCUUAAGCUGAUAGAUAUCAGCUGUGAUGAUGGUCCAACUAAGGUAAUCUGUGUUGUUGGUAUGGGUGGUUUAGGCAAGACUACUCUGGCAAGGAAGACCUACGAAAGCAAGGAAGAUAUUCCAAGCUACUUCUCUUGCUGUGCUUGGGUGACUGUAUCCCAGUCAUUUGACAGGAAGGAGAUUCUAAAAGAUAUGAUCAGGCAACUUUUGGGUGCUGAUUCAUUGGACAAACUCUUGAAAGAGCUCCAGGGGAAACUGCUGGUUGAAGUGCAGCAUCUUGCUGAUUGCUUGGUAUAUGGUUUAAAGGAUAAAAGGUACUUUGUUGUGCUUGAUGACCUAUGGAGCAUAGAUGCAUGGAACUGGAUUAAUGAUAUUGCUUUUCCAAAGAUUAACAACAGAGGUAGUCGCAUAUUGGUAACAACACGAGAUGCUGGCUUAGCUGAGAGAUGUACUUCUGAACCACUGAUUUACCACCUUGAACCCCUUCAGAUAGAUGAUGCUGUACAUUUGCUACUAAGGAAGACAAGCAAAGGACAAAAGGUCAUGGAAACAGGUGAGAACAUGAAGAACAUAGUUACAAAACUAGUAAAAAGGUGUGGUUGUUUACCACUGGCUAUACUCACUGUAGGAGGCAUUCUUGCGACUAAAAAGAUAGCAGAGUGGGGAAAGUUUUAUGAAGAACUCCCUUCAGAACUUGAGAGCAAUACAAACCUCGAAGCAAUGAGGAGGAUAGUUAUCCUAAGCUAUAACCACUUGCCAUCUCAUCUUAAGCCAUGUUUUCUAUACCUUAGCAUCUUCCCUGAGGAUUUUGUAAUUCAAAGGAAACGUCUGGUGGAUCUGUGGAUAGCAGAGGGGUUUGUUAAAGCCAGGGAUGUGGUGAACAUUGAGGAUGUUGGAAAUAGUUACUUCAAUGAGCUCAUCAACCGAAGUAUGAUUCAACCAUCAGCAGUCAAUAUAGAAGGAGUGGUUAAAAAAUGUAGAGUCCAUGAUAUCAUGCGUGAUAUCAUGGUUUCAGUUUCUCGAGAGCAAAAUUUUGUACUCUUGAUUAAGGAUAACGUUACUAGCGUAGAAGAGGAGACCAUCCGCCAUGUUGCAUUCCAUGGUAACCAGUUCUCAGAAAUAUGCUUGGACUGGAGCAGUGUUCGUUCAGUAUCUGUAUUUGGUGACAGGCCCAUGGAGCCGGUGCCUUCAUUUUGUUCACCACAGUUGAGAAUGUUGAGGGUCUUGGAUUUGGAAGAUGUGAAAUUUAGACUGACACAAAAGGAUGUCAAGAAUAUAGGAUUAUUGCACCACAUGAAAUAUCUGAACAUUGCAGGAGGUUCCUAUGAUUUUGCACUUCUGAGAUCCAUAGGGAAACUGAAAUGCCUACAAACCUUGGACAUGAGGGAAGCAAAUAUUUCAGCACUGACAACUGCGAUAGUUGAGCUCAGGAGUCUCCGUAGCCUCCGUUGCAGCAAAAGGUUGGAUUAUGGUUACUUUAAUUUAAUAGACAACCCAAAAGGAUGCCUGACUAUCACGAUGUGCUUUCCCAUGAUAUUUACAACUCUUGUUGGUUUUAGCGAUCGGGCGAAUUUAAUUGCUGAGAUACAGAUGGCCUGUUCUACCCGUUGGUCUGAUACAAAAGGUGUAAGGUUGCCAAGAGGAAUCAAGUCCCUCAAAAAGUUACAGAUACUAGAGGUUGUGGACAUGAAAGGAACUAGUAGGGAAGUGAUCGAGGAGCUCGGUGAACUCAGUCAGCUAAGAAAAUUAAGUGUGACAUCAAAAGGUGCCAGUGAGAACAAAUACAAGAUAUUUUGUGCAGCUAUUGAAAAGCUUUCUUCACUCCAAUCUCUCUAUGUGGAUGCUGAGGGAUCCUCAGAUGUUGGAACACUAGAGUGGCUGGACUCUAUUUGCUCUCCUCCGCCCCUCAUAAGGAAUCUAAAGUUGAAUGGAUCUCUUUUGGAUCUGCCAAAGUGGUUUGGUAACCUUAAGCAGCUGGUGAAGAUGCACUUAUCAAGGAGUAGGCUAAAGGAAGGUAAAACAAUGGAGGUUCUUGGGACACUGCCCAAUCUCAUGCUCCUUCGUCUUUAUCGGAAUGCUUAUGUUGGGGAGAAAUUAGUAUUCAGAAGGGAGGCAUUUCCAAAUCUGAAGGAAAUUGAUAUUUACUUCUUGAAGCAGUUGAGAGAGAUGAGAUUUGAGGAGGGCACUGCGCCCCAGAUGGGAAGUAUUGAAAUCUAUGGUUGCAGGUUGAAAUCAGGGAUUGUUGGUACGAAACAUCUUCCAAGGCUUAAGACUAUUGCAGUUCAAGACGGUGGUGAUGUGGCAAACUUUGAUUUGCUACGCGCGGAAGUGGUUGCACACCCAAAUCAUCCUUUAUUGCAAGUGUCAAAGGACCGAGGCCACAAUGAUUUGGGAGGCAUUGAAGGAUCCAAUGUAGCAGCUGAAGCAACGGAAUCCCUUCCUGAUGAUGAAGUUGACGGUUCAUAAUCCUGACCUGGCUUUCAUGGACGAUGUGCCACAAGCCCACAACCACAACAAUGCACCCAUGAACUGUCAAGUUAUCAUGUUGAUAACGAGAGACCUACAAGUUUGUGUAAUCAUCAACUGAGAUGACCUUAUGUUUGCUGUUCUUCUACCAGUUUCAGUAAUCUGGAGAUAGCUUAAAUAUUGUCAACAGUAGAAUGCUGAUUCUUGCUUGUUUCAAAGUAACCUGUGCUCUCUAAAAAAACUCGACCGAUCUAGGAGGAGCUAAGUGGCAUUGUAAAUAAGAAGAAAUAAGCACUCAAUUUGAGUCGGAGAGGACUCAAACUUCAGAGGAACUAAGUGGUAUUAUAAAUAAGAAGAAAUAGGCACUUAAAUUUGA
Messenger RNA from Setaria italica (foxtail millet), 3490 nucleotides. Its product is annotated as putative disease resistance RPP13-like protein 3. Lineage: Eukaryota; Viridiplantae; Streptophyta; Magnoliopsida; Poales; Poaceae. Bases 130 to 3114 code for a protein of 994 amino acids. The transcript is spliced from 2 exons. The record is from RefSeq and is a predicted model, not a curated record. Gene Ontology annotation, biological process: defense response to other organism. Gene Ontology annotation, molecular function: ADP binding.